Messenger RNA from Dicrocoelium dendriticum, 901 nucleotides. NCBI's taxonomy places the organism in Eukaryota, Metazoa, Platyhelminthes, Trematoda, Plagiorchiida, Dicrocoeliidae. The record is from the annotation of a GenBank genome assembly.
CUCGUUUUUAUUGUGAGGAUGUUGGUCGAGUGGUUACGCCACCCUAUCCUAAUAACCAGUCUUACCAUAGUAUGCAUAGCUGGUAGAAAUGAAGUCUGGUCACUUCUCUGUGUUGUAUGUGAUUCAUACAUCGAUGGGCAAUUGUGUGCCGAAUGGGAUCGGUACAGUUUUAUCAAAAACUGCUCCGAAAUUCCUAUGAUUGAUCCCACUAAACCGAUGGCUUGUCGGAAGAUCCAUCAGACAGUGGGUGAGACAACUGUGCUCAGACAAUGCAGCAAUCUGGCCGACAGGAUUGGAUGUAUUGAUCGGGUGGGCACAAAAGGCGUUCGAACACAACAUUGCCAUUGUGACACAGACUUGUGCAAUGCUGUGGAACCAUUGAAGAAACGGUCCGUCUUGAAGUCAAUAACCACUUCGAUCCUCCUCUGCGGAUUCGUCCAGCACAUUCACAAUAUCUGAUACGCUGUAGCCCUCACUGCUCCGAUUAUACUAUGGCAGUUGUCAAUUCCAACUGCAGCGGAUUUGAUACUUCACAAAAGUAGUUAUUUUUGCCUUAGCUAUUUUUUAUAUGCGGUCGUGAAUCGGUAAACUUUCCUUAUCUUUACACUCCACUUACUGUAACCUGAACAAUCGAUCUCCUUGAGUAGAAUAACCUCAUUCAUUUGGCCCACCAUGUAUGUAGCAAAACUUUUCGUCGUUUUUAACUACCCAUCAAUGUUUCAUUGUGUAUCUCACUGGAUGAAUCCGUUCCAAAACCAAACAGCAAUACAGUUUCACUUUCCUUUCACGAAAGAUUUUGGGUACUUCAUAAUGCGGCCGACGCAGCUUUCAAAUCACCUUCCCAUUUACGAGUACCGAAGUAGCGUUUCAAAGGUACUACUGAUUUGUGCCGAACAGUACC